AUGGCACAACGCGAUCUGCCUCCUAUCCGGGCUCCAGGAGGCCUCGACCAUCUCACAUGCAGCACCACCCAACUCCGAAACUUCGUGAAGAGGCGCACCGGUCAGAAGUUUGAAAUAGUACGAGACCGAGUCGCACUCGCGCGACGUCUACAGGCUCUAGACCUCGAGCCUGGCGUAUUCAGGUUCUUAGAUCUGCCCGCAGAGCUUCGGAACAAUGUCUACCAAGAGCUUCUUAACCUACGACCUCGCCAGUAUAGAGGCUACCACUGCUAUCCGAAGAUAUUACAAACGUCGAAGCAGAUACUCUCCGAAGCGAGAGGUAUACUGUAUGCGGGUAACAAAUGCAGCAUCGAGAUCUCGUGCCACGAGGUCGCAGAAGACAAGAUCCACUGCAGCAGCGAGGUUCUUUCAGACGAUGUCGUAGUCAGAGAGUCUUACGACAACGGCUUGUGCAGAACGCGAGAGCUCUGGCCAGCGCACUUGCUGCACUUCUCUAACCUCGAUCUAAACAUCAGCAUCAGAGGAGUCGGAGCCUUUGAAUCCCGAUGGACACACAAAUACAACCUGGGCUGCUCUGUCAAUAAUACACUGUACAGCUUAUGCGGCUUCUUGAGCUCCAGCAAGAGCCUCAAGGAGAUCAAUUUGAAGUUGACUAUCGUCGAAAGCGACAUCCCACAAGCAUGGCUUCAAAGACCACUUUGGCCUCUAUCCCGCGUUCCGAAGACCGUAGAGCUACACCUCGUGGGCUUCCCUUCCAAAGUGGAAGAGAUGAUCAAAGCCCAAUGGCGGAUCAGCGAGGAAAGCAUCAAGCGGGCACUCAAGGGCGCACCAAUGGAAGAUGCUAUUCCGCCCUGGGACCUCAGGAUCAACGACUUUCAAUACGACAUGCUCGCGAAACUUCGCGCAGCACGGAAGAAGGUCGAUGUCCUCUACCAAGAGCUCUCCCAUUUCAGACCGGAGGAGAUCUCUCGUCGCGGACUGAAGAAGCGUUAUGAGCGCUUUGAGAGAUGGUUAAGGGACGAGACACUUAUCGCUGAAGAAGUAGAAGUGGAGAUCAGGGCGCAGCUCAUGAUGUUCGAUAGGAAAUGUGUCAAGAUUGUUGCGGACAUCGAUCGUGCCGUGAAGGCAAGGAUGGCAAGCUGGCGGAAGAGGCGAGAUGUGCUCAAAUUGGGCGUACUGCCACAGACUUGA
Molecule: messenger RNA, 1191 nt
Organism: Fulvia fulva
Lineage: Eukaryota; Fungi; Ascomycota; Dothideomycetes; Mycosphaerellales; Mycosphaerellaceae
Exons: 3
Coding region: 1-1191 (396 amino acids)
Source: RefSeq, a predicted model, not a curated record